GCACGUCGCACCCGCUCAAGUCGACUUAUCCGCUCGCCUCGCCGUGGCGCGCCAGAAGGCGAGAGACAUGGCGGCGGCGUCCGGGAAACCACCGCUGCCGUGGCGCGUGCGGCUGCUGGUGGGCGCCGUCUCCUUCCUGCACUCGGCGUCGCUCCGCCGCGACGGCACCGUCAACCGCUUCCUCCUGUCGCUGUUCGACCGAGUCGUGCCGCCCAACCAAGCCCCCGACGCCGCCGGCGUGUCCUCCUCGGACCAUGCCGUGUCCGACCACCUACGCGUCAGACUGUUCGUUCCGGAGGCGGCUAGGGAUGACGGAGAAGGUCUGCCGGUGGUCGUGUACUUCCAUGGCGGUGGCUUCGUCUUCCACUCCGUGGCGUCCGCCCAGUUCGACGAGCUGUGCCGUCGGUUCGCCUCGGUCAUCCCGGCCGUCGUGGCCUCCGUUGACUACCGCCUCGCGCCAGAGCACGGCUUCCCGGCGCCCUACGACGACGGCGAGGCGGCGGUCCGCUGGGUCCUCGCCGGUGCCGGGGGCGCCCUCCCGUCACCCCCCGCCACCGUCUUCGUGGCGGGGGACAGCGCGGGCGGGAACGUCGCCCACCACGUCGUCGCCCGCCUGCCGAGCAGCGUGGCGGGGCUCAUCGCGCUGCAACCAUUCUUCGGCGGCGAGACCCCGACCGACUCCGAGCGGCGGCUCCGCGACGCGCCGUUCGGGUCGCCGGAGCGGAUAGCGUGGCUGUGGCGCGCGUUCCUCCCCCCCGGCGCCACGCGUGACCACGACGCGGCCAACGUGCCCGACGCGAUCCGGCGCGACGCCGAGCAGGGGCAGCGCCUCGCGUUCCCGCCUACCAUGGUCUGCGUCGGCGGGUGGGACGCGCACCAGGACCGGCAGCGUGCGUACGCCGACGCGCUCCGCGCCGCCGGCGCCGAGGAGGUCGUCGUCGCCGAGUUCCCCGGCGCCAUCCACGCCUUCUACAUCCUCGACGACCUCGCCGACAGCAAGAGGCUGCUCACCCAGGUGGCCGACUUCGUCAACCGCCGCCGCGCCGCCGCCAGCUCCGCUUCCUAGUACUACCACCAAGCUUUUCUGUAUCGCUAGCUGUGCUUGUCACUUCACUCCUACUACUCCACUCGAACAAUUUCUCGUUUGAUUUGAUUUGAUUUGAUUUGAUCUGAUCUGAUUCAUACGAUGAAUUCAACGAGACGAGCUGUUCAUGAUCGAUUCGAUGUCUGUGAGACAACGAGUUCAGGAAGCCGCAUAACGGCGUGUAAGGGAAAAAAGAAAAGAUUUUGGUUUUUCUCCGCAGCGAUUUGCAGGAGGCUGAUUGAUUGCUACAAACAAGCUAGCAUCAUGUGAAAGAUUUUUCUCUCGCUAAACCAAUCAGCAUAUGAAGUGGCGACAACGCAAUGAAUUGAUUGAACAGAUCAACAGAGACGAGAUGGCGACAUGGUGAGAAGUCCAGAUGAACCAUGACCAACGGUAGCUCUACUGCCUCUACACUCAACCAUGGAAUUUGGACGGAAUUGGGCCUGAUGGUCAGCAAUUUUCAGCAACUUGGGUUGCAAGUGCAAUGGACAAUAGUGUCUACUAUACUAUUCCUCUACACUAGACUGUUUGGGACAUGUUCUUGGGUGGUUGUUGGCUGAUCCUUCCUCUGGUUCUAUGAAUGUGGUCUAUUUAGGACACACGUAAUCUUUCUUAUUAAUUCGAUUGUCUGUCUGGCAUGGUAUCAGUCUCACUGACCAUAGUAUAGUAGCUCGCAGCCUUGCAGCAGCAUCAAACACUAGAAAGAAUUAAAAGAAGGCAACA
This is a messenger RNA of Oryza brachyantha (malo sina), 1807 nucleotides long. Its product is annotated as probable carboxylesterase 18. Bases 68 to 1066 code for a protein of 332 amino acids. NCBI's taxonomy places the organism in Eukaryota, Viridiplantae, Streptophyta, Magnoliopsida, Poales, Poaceae. The transcript has a single exon. The record is from RefSeq and is a predicted model, not a curated record. Gene Ontology annotation, molecular function: hydrolase activity.